Nannospalax galili (Upper Galilee mountains blind mole rat) is the source of this 559-nucleotide messenger RNA. RefSeq names its product serum amyloid A-2 protein-like. Lineage: Eukaryota; Metazoa; Chordata; Mammalia; Rodentia; Spalacidae. The record is from RefSeq and is a predicted model, not a curated record. The transcript has 3 exons. Gene Ontology annotation, cellular component: extracellular region. The coding region runs from base 11 to 376 and encodes 121 amino acids.
UUUCAUCAGGAUGAAGCUUCUCAUGGGCCUUGUGUUCUGUUCCUUGGUCCUGGGAGUCAGUGGACGCUGGUUUUCUUUCAUUGGUGAGGCUGCUAGAGGGGCUGGGGACAUGUGGCGAGCCUACUCUGACAUGAGGGAAGCCAACUGGAAGAACGCAGACAAGUACUUCCACGCUCGAGGGAACUAUGACGCUGCCCAAAGGGGACCUGGGGGAGCCUGGGCUGCUGAAAAGAUCAGCAAUGCCAGAGAGAACAUUCAAAGGUUAUUGGGCCAUGGACACGAGGACUCCAUGGCUGACCAGGAAGCCAACAGAUGGGGCCGCAGUGGCAAAGACCCCAACCACUUCAGACCUGCUGGCCUGCCUGACAAGUACUGAGCUUCCUCCUCACUGCCUCAGAGGACUGGACUGUGGAUCCCUGAGAAUGGGCUGGAGUUCCUCAGUUCCGUGUUCACAGAGGUUGGGAGUGAGCACACACAGUGUGUGUGUGUGUGUGUGUGUGUGUGUGUGCGUGUGUUUGUGUGUGUGUGCAAUAAAUGUAUAAUUGGCAGAAUUUCUUCU